AUGCCUUUCCUACAUGGUUUUCGACGGAUUAUUUAUGAGUAUCAGCCAUUGGUGGAUGCUAUCAUGAGUGUAGUGCAGCUUGAAGAGGAGAGUCGUCACGAGAGCAGGAGUCAAGAAGAUGAGAGACGUCUUUGCAGUUCUUUAGUUGAACUGCUGGAGCGAGAGUCCCACUCUGAAAUGUUUUUAGAAGGGAUCAGCUCUGCUCUGUUUAAGGUGGCCGAGCGAGGACUGGUGCAGGCUGCUAAAGUCCUUCUGCGUUACAGAGCAGAUCUUCAUUUUGAGGACCCAGUGUCAUUCUACAAUCCACUGCAUAUAGCAGUUCUGAGGAACAGACCAAACAUGGUGAAAUUGCUUGUCGAGCACAAAGCUGACAUUGAAAAGAAACAUAGAAUCCAUGAGAGCAGCCCUUUAGAUCUUGCCAGCGAGGACUUGGACCGUCUGCCCUGCCUGCUUGCAUUGCUUGACCUGGGUGCCAAUGUGAAUGCAUGUGAUAAACAAGGAAAAUCCCCUUUGCUUCAUGCCUUGCAAAGCAGUGAUGGCCUGACUGUGAACAAUACAGAAAACAUCCAGCUUCUCCUUCAAAGAGGUGCUGAUGUCAAAGCUGUUACAAAAGAUGGUGAAACAGUUGAAUCUUCGUUGGUCUUUCUGGUCAAGGAGGCACUUGACGCCAGCCCUGAGGAUGCUGCUGAGAUUGGAAAGUUCUGCCUUAAAACUACGCGAUUACUGCUGGCCCAUGGUGUGGACCCCAGCAAUGAUGCGAAUGAUGGCGAGUCCUCGCUGACCCAAACAAGUCUGGAGCACUUUGACCUGCUCUUCCCCCUGGCGGUGCUCAUAAUCCAGAGUGGAGCAUCUUUAGUUUGUGCCCACAGUGACUCCUGCUGGCGAGCUUCCACAAUUAUUUUCCAGCGGCUUCAGUCAGCCCUGCGACAGUGCUCAGAUCCCAACUAUGCCUCCGAGCUCAUUCAGCAAGCCGAGUUGCUGCUGGACCUAGCCAGGGUAAACUACCCCACAGUGCAUUCAGGGCUGGGACCUCCUACAUUUGCGCAAGACCCUCACCCAUAUGCUCAAGAGCUACAAGAUCUAUACAACCGGGUCGUCGAACAUGAUACCUCCCCUCCUGCCCUCAGGUGUCUUUGCAGGGCAUUUAUAAGGAGACAACUCCAAAUUUGGCCACUGGAGGAGAGAAUCAACGCUUUGCCAUUACCAGACAGACUAAAGGGAUUCCUUCUUCCCGAGCGCAUGUAUAAGCCAAAGCCUGGUUGGGACUGCUUUAAGCCCCAGGAAAGUCAGCGCUGA
Nerophis lumbriciformis (worm pipefish) is the source of this 1296-nucleotide messenger RNA. The record is from RefSeq and is a predicted model, not a curated record. NCBI's taxonomy places the organism in Eukaryota, Metazoa, Chordata, Actinopteri, Syngnathiformes, Syngnathidae.